This is a messenger RNA of Cloeon dipterum, 2192 nucleotides long. Its product is annotated as eEF1A lysine and N-terminal methyltransferase homolog. The transcript has 11 exons. Lineage: Eukaryota; Metazoa; Arthropoda; Insecta; Ephemeroptera; Baetidae. The record is from RefSeq and is a predicted model, not a curated record. The coding region runs from base 115 to 2154 and encodes 679 amino acids.
GAACGCAUGCUUUUAAACCCUAACAUAAUAAUUUGCUAGAGAGGUGCUUUGCUUGGUGCUUGGCAAGUUGGCAGUUUUUAAAUUUUGACUUGACGGAAGAGAAAUAACCUCAAAAUGAAUUUGUUACCAAAAGCCAAAGCAGAAUUUGGCGAAACUUCUUAUUGGGAGAACUUUUUCAAGAAGCGUGGAUCCAAAGCAUUUGACUGGUACGGAGAGUACCCUGAGCUCUGCAGCUUGAUUAGUAAAUAUAUCAAACCUAAAGAUGACAUCCUUGUUAUCGGCUGCGGCAAUUCAACGCUUAGUGCAAGCAUGUAUGAUGUUGGCUAUAGGAAUAUCACAAACAUUGAUACAAGUUCAGUGGUCAUCAGACAAAUGCGUGACGCCAAUGCGAAAAAGCGGCCCAGCCUAGUUUUCGAGCAGAAAGAUGCGACAAACACUGAAUAUCCUGAUAGCAAAUUUAGUGUAGUUCUUGACAAAGGCACGCUUGAUGCCUUAAUGCCAGAUGACGAAGAGACCACUCUUGAGCUGAUCAACAAACUGUUCAAAGAAAUUGAUCGUGUGCUUCGGGUUGGCGGUCGGUACAUUUGCGUCAGUCUCCUGCAACCACACAUUCUAGCGCAUUUACUGGAACGCUUUCCAGUUCCAUCGCCGGACGGGCUUGGCUGGCCUUUGAGGAUUUGCCACUGUCCAGACGCGAGUGCUACCAACAUCCAAGCUUCUUCAGGUGGUCCCUCCAUGCCGGUUUUCUUUGUAGUCUGCACUAAAUUCAAAAGCAUUCCUGGCAUGAAAUCCAUAACAGAAAUAAGUCUCUCUGAACAGCAUUUGGAUCGCAUCGAUUCAGAAGGAGUGAAAGAACAAGUUGUGUCUCUUCAGCAAGCUUCCCUGGUUGCGUGGAAGUUGCGUACAAAUAAGCAGUUUCCAGGCAGCGGUGAGAACAAAGAGGAUGACUUGAGCAUCAAUCUGCACAAACCAGGUGAAGAGAAACCAAGGUUCACUCUUAAAAGCUUGGACCGAGCUACAUCAAGUAAGGGUGCAGCUCACAAGUUUGUUGCAUUUGUUGUGCCUCAAGGAAGGGAAACCGAGUAUUUAUUCUGCUCACCCGAAGGUCAGAAGCAGCUCAUCAGCAUGACAGGCGCUGAAAGAUUGCUUUUAGUGUUUCUACACAGAGGACAGGUGUAUGAAAGUAUGAAUAGCAUCAGGGAAGAAUUGGCUUCUACCAUUGUGCAAUUCGCGCCGCAAGGAAUCCCUGAAAAUAUUCAAAUUCCCUUCUUGUCUUGUGGCAACGAUAUGGGUCAUCGAGAAAUCAUUUACGAAGGCCACAGUGAGUUUUCUGGCGAUUUUGUCGUGGAGGAUGUUGAGUGCGACGAUGGGGAACAUUUUAGGAAGUUGGUUUUUCUUUCCAAUCAGGGAGUCGUCCAGUCUGAGGCCCUUCUCCGGAGAGCAAAAAAUAAAAAUAAACAGGGAAAUUUGAAUGUUGAUGUCACUUAUCUUGCUUGUGACCACCAUCGUCUGAUGUGCCUGGGACUGGCGCAGUACGAAAAGCCAGACGUGUUAAUUAUUGGACUAGGAGGAGGUGGUCUCUGCUCGUUCAUAGCAAGGUGCUUCUCAGGGUGUCAUUUGACAGCAGUGGAAAUUGAUUCGGCCAUGUUGAUGGUUGCCGAGAGUUACUUUGGUCUUACGCUCGGUGACCAUUUGAAAGUUGAGAUUGGAGACGGUCUGCAGUACAUUAAAAAUGGUGUAGCCUCUGGCCUGAAGUAUGACGCGGUUUUGUUUGACGUCGACAACAAGGACACAAGUAUCGGAAUGAGCUGCCCUCCAAAAGAGUUUGUUACAGAAGACAUGCUAAAAAACGUGAAAAACGUGUUGUCUGAUGAUGGAGUGUUCAUCUUGAACCUAGUUUGCAGAGACCCAACUCUGAAAACUAACACCUUGCAAGAAUUGAUGUCGUGUUUUAAAUCUGUAGCCUCUGUGCCGUUGAAAAACGAAGUAAAUGAUGUUAUAUUUUGCUCCGUAAGCAAAUCCCCAGAAGAGCUUGUGAAGUGGAUAAAAGAUUCUGCUAGAAAAGCAAAUGCACUUGCCAGGAAGUGUAAAGCUAAGGAUCAAUUGUUGAAAAUUGAUGAAUUGAACGAGAGCUUGAGUUUGAUUAAAAUUUAGAUUAAGGAAGUUUUAAUAAACAAACUAAACAGAUCAAA